Messenger RNA from Triplophysa rosa, 2916 nucleotides. RefSeq lists its product as uncharacterized. The transcript is spliced from 2 exons. The record is from RefSeq and is a predicted model, not a curated record. Gene Ontology annotation, molecular function: hydrolase activity; metal ion binding; nucleic acid binding. NCBI's taxonomy places the organism in Eukaryota, Metazoa, Chordata, Actinopteri, Cypriniformes, Nemacheilidae. Bases 776 to 2545 code for a protein of 589 amino acids.
CUCACUCGAGUGUGAACAGGCAGAAACUGCCACCGAAGAAGGGCCCAGAGUCCUCUCCCCGGGACAGCCAGUGUUGGGAAACCUACAGUACUUGAUGUUGUGGGAAAUGGGGGAAAAGGACGACGUUGAAGCGUACUUGCAUGCUUUUGAGACCAUUGCUACCAGAGAAAGAUGGCUAGAAGGCCAGUGGACUAAAAUGCUAGCACCCUUUUUAUCGGGGGAAUCUCAGAAAGCCUUCUUAGACCUAGAUCCUGUGCUAGGACACUUAUGCCUCCUUAAAGGAAUAAAUAUUAAGUUGUAGUGGUCUUUCCGAGUUUGGAAGUUUAGUGCGCCGAUAUAUAGUGCUAGUGCACUUGCGUCCUGACCCGAGUUCGAUUCCGGAUUAAUUGUUUCAUAUUUCUAGUUCUUAUAUGUGGUGGACUGUUCUUUUAUUUGGGGUCAUAUGGAGGCAUCUGAAGCGGUUUAAAUAUGUAUUUUGGACCGUCAAAAAUGUAAUAGCCAUUGACUUGCAUUAGAUGGAGAAAAAUACAGAGUACCGCAUAGUGAACAUCAAUAGUAAAAUGCUCUAUUUGUUUUAUUUUAAAUGAAGGUUUCUGUACAUGUGACAGCUCAAAAAUGUGUCCAAUAAGCAUGAUGAAACGAAGUUCCCAUUGUUUUCCUCACUUCUCAUUUAUUAAUUUCUGUCACACCCAAAAGCAUCACUGAUGCCGACUGUGUAUUUAAAGCAGAUGUGCUUCUGUCUUCUCUGCUCUAACAUCAAGAGCAGCUUCACACCAUGUUUAUUAUGGCUCUGCUCACCAGUGUUGUGCUGAGACCAUUCAGCGCUCAGGCAAGAGUGGUCACGGACUUCAAUGAAUGUAAUGCGUUCUUCUACAAACAAACUGAACCAAUAGGAAUGGAUCAGAAUGCCAAGAAAAUCUGUCAGAUUUUAGAAAACAACGCCGCUACUUACGCUACGUUGUACUCAGUAUUUCACAGGACUCCUCUCUACAGCGCAUACAGAUUUGACCCUGACUGCAAGACUGGCAGAGGAAGGCCAACCAGGUGGUAUUUAGAGCCACAGCUUUCCCAACCCGAAGAUUUGAGAUUACACUCUAUGGUCCCUGAGACAGUAAAUAAUAAAAAUGCUUAUAAAGAAAAUCAAGCCAUCACUGAUGACUUCAGUUACACCGGAUAUGAUCGUGGACACCUGAACCCCAACUUAUUCCAAUGUGAUGCUGGUCGUAUGGCAACAUUCACUCUGACCAAUGUAGCACCUAUGGACGCGUGCUUCAACAGUAAUCAAUGGGGAAAGUGGGAGAAAAAAUUGAAGACAUUUUUACUAGACAUGGCUAGUGCUGACUUUGGUCGUGCUACAGUGUACAUAGUCACAGGUACGGUACCCAAUGCGAAUCUACGAAUACCACAAAGGGAAAUCUCUGAAGAGUACGAAAGGGUGACCGUGCCCUCUCACAUCUGGACGGCUGUCUGUUAUGAACACAACGAUAGUGAAGAUAAGUCUUUCUCCUUUGGCUAUAUUGGGGAAAACAGGCCGGAAGGUGGCAUAAGCCUGAUGAGUGUCUCAGACCUGAACACAAAAAUAACAAAUCUCUAUAGUAAGCUGUCAGAAAUUAGAAUUUUUGAGGAUUCUUGUUUUGGUGACAAUAAUAAAUUAGAAAACGUUAAGGCCGAAUUUCAGAUAUUAAUCGACCUACAAGUGAACCAAAAUGUCCAAAUGAGCUCAGACAUACAAAACACAUAUCUCGCAUUGAAAAGGACUGUCAGCAGUGACAACUAUCCUGAAAAGAAAUUCAAGUUGAGUGAGAUGACAGUAAAAUUAGCCUUCGAAAGCAUGAGAACUUAUGUCAGUGUGGCAGAGAAUCUGAAGUUGAAUUAUGGUGGAGUUAGUUGUCUUAUAACUCAUGCUAAACCACUAGUGAGGAAUUAUAUCGGAAAAAGGGACGUAUCAGGGGUGUCAGAUGCUGUUGAAUGCCUGCUGACCCCAGAGAAGCAGAAGACUGCAGCUGAUGGAUCACCCUGCUUAACCUCCUAUGACAAUGAAUACAGCUGUCAGUGCAACACAGAAGGUGAAACCAAGUCCUGCUGCUCCUCUCCGUGCCACUACCAGGACAAAUUCAAGUUCUACGGGUGUUACUCGGGCCAGACGCUGAUAGAGUGCUCACCCCAGUACUCACUCAUCACGUAUAAAGGAGAGAGGUGCUUGGAUAAUCACCCAUGUGCCACAUAUGGUCAGGACUACUACUGGUGUCGCACCUCUGACAGCUGGGAGUACUGCAGUCCUCCACUGUGGAAGAGUAAGACUCAAAGCGGGAAGUACUGCCGCACCGGCCAUGCCUGUGCCAAAUAUGGUUCGAGCCAAAUGUGGUGCUUCACAGACGAUCGAGACAAUUAUGAUUAUUGCUGUACUUGUAAGGACUCCUCCUCAGCUUUGAAUGGCCAAACCUGUAGGUCUGAUCACCCCUGUGGCUACCAUGACAAAACUUACCUGUGGUGCUACACUGAUUAUGUUGACAACUGGGAUUACUGUUGUGAUUGUGAAGUAUAAUUAUGAUGACUAAAGCAAAGCUUGGCCAAUUUGAUUGUGAUUGUACUUUGAACUCUUACUAACCUACAAACUGUGUAACAUAAGAAUAAAGACUCUCAUACUGUACUGUAUGUAGGCCUACUUCUGAAAUUAACAGCAGCUUAAAAUGUUUUUUUUUUCCAUAGUAAAUUACUGCAAAAACAAAAGGCUCAAUAAAAACAUCUAUGAAUCUAUAAUAUGGUUGCAAAUUUUUACCCAAAGUAGUAUAGUUUGUUGUAAGUAAAAACAAAUCUCUGACAUUAAUGAAUGUAUCAUCAUAAAUUAAUAAAUGCAUCUCUAAUAAAUGCACGACUACACAAAGCUUACAGAACAGUGUGAUUAUCAUGAAUAAU